GUGAAGCCUUUACACGUCUUACACUCACUACCAUUUUAAACUUCAGUCGACCUCGGCGCACCGAAGAGAAUGGUCGCUCCCGCCAUUUUAGAUGUCCAACAGUGAUAGUGAUAAAAAAGCGCGAAUCGCCGGCUCAUUAGUGGCCAGGUUUUAUUACCUGUGAUUGAUUUGGAUUAGUCUGUGAUAAGUGAGUGUUUUUUUUCGACUUUGAGCGGACACGAUUUUUGUCAAAAUGCAACCUUCAUAGGCAAUGACGAAGCCGGCCUGCGUCAUGUCGAUAUUUCACAAUACUGUAAGAUAACAAACUGAUGCAACGAGAACAAUAGACAACGAGGUACCAUAUACUAGGUACCUCUGUACUCAAUGUCCAAUGAAAUUAGUCAUAAGGCAGACGCCCAGCAAGGCGAUGAGAUAGCUACCAAAACCGAAACGAAAGCCGGUAAUUCCGAUUCAAAAUCCGGUAAUACCGAAACGAAGGAGCCUAACAAACGAACAGUGUCCUUUAACAGAGACGUUCACGUUAAGAGAUUUGGUACACCACGUGAGCGCAGUUCUAUAGAAGCAGCACCAAGUAUACGAAAAGAGCCAUUUACCCACUUAUCUGAAAAGGAAUUGAUAGAAGAGGCUAAUAAAGUUAUAGCGCAAGCUCAAAGUGUAACUUGUACAGCAGAUAAUCCUCCAGAAAAAUUCUUUUCAUUACCACAUAGGAGAAAAUAUAAAGAAGACAGGUCAGGAAGAAGAAAUAGUGACGACGCAACAUCUGCAGAUGGUAUCGCUAAAACACCACUGGGUCGGUCCUCAAGUGAUGUAACUUCAAAAAAGAGAAAAGAACGUACUUCACUUUCUACGCUCUUCAGACGAGGUCAAAGAACAAAAAGCCCGGAUACGCCUGUUGUUGUCAAAACUAAACCAAUAGUUGUUGUGAAGAGAAGUAAAAGUGAUGUGUCUGAUUUAAAAUCUAAUACAACGUUAACAAAAAAUAAACCCCAACGAAAAAGAUCUGGCAGUGAAACGGAAGAGUUUCUUAAAUCACUAAGAAAUAAAAAGUCUCAACUAUCUCCGAUAAUUGAAAGUUCUCCCAGAGAAGAUUACUUUAAAAAGGUAUCACCUUUAGAUGUAUUUCAGAAAAAACAGCUCACUGAAACAGAAACUUGUAAUUCGGAAUCGGAACAUUCUAUAACCGAUAUUACAAAAGUAAAUCCUAUUGAAAAGCCACCCAGGCAUAAGGGUCAAGACUAUCAAGAACCUAAACCUCCCUCAAGGACAAAACGUGAAAAGUCUAGUGAAAUAGAAAAAGAAACGUCUCCCCCAAUCAGUGAAACUCCGAAACGUUCAGCAGAAGUAAAAAAUAAUAAUCUUGUUAACAAUAUAGAAUUGUGGAAAGAGAAAGAAAUUGUUAAUGUUAAAGAUAAAAUAAAAGACAGCAUUAGAAAGAUUGAGAAAAACGUUUAUGGAACUAAGGAUAUGAUACACAGUAGUCAACAGCCACCCGAAAAACCCCCAUUAACUAGAGGGCAUACUGUAGAUCAUAUGGUUAGAAUUCUCAAAGAAGAUCAACAGUCACCUCCUCCAAAGUCGCAUUUAAUUUCACCUACUCACGGAAGUAACGUCAAUCAGCCAUUUUCUUAUACAAAACCUAGCACAAGUCCAGAUCCCAAUCUUUUUGUUAGAACAGCAAGUCCAGAGAGGGCUUCAACCCCAGUUAAUAAAAUGGUCGACAAAGUUGUCGUUUAUGCAAAGGUCAUCAAAGACCACGAUGAUCUACGUUUUAAUUUUCCUAAACAAACAUUGUAUAAGACCUACUCUCCACCACGUGAAAAAUUAGGUAAUUUUUCAGAUGAGGAUGAAGGUUUAGGAUAUGAAGAUAGAUACAAGUACAAUAAUAAGUUUGGAGAUAAUAUUCUUGAUUAUGAAUUUAAAAGAGAAAAUAAUUUUGACAGCAUUGAUGGAUUUAAUAUUAAAAAAUCGCCCAUUAUUACUAGAUUCAGUGAAUAUAAACUAACAAGUUUUGAUGAUGAGCCUACCUAUGCAAACGAGGAUUUUAAAAAAGAAACAUUAGGAGACCCUAUAAAUACAUUUAGAGGAAGAGCAGAUGGCAUGGAUACCAAACCAAAAAAGCCCUUCGAAACGGAUACAAAAAUAGAUUUAGAUUUUAACGAGUUAAGUCACAGGCGACAGUUACUGGAAUCUCGUUUAAAUGCCCGUAAACAAGAACGAGGACGAUUAAUUCCUGCAGAUGAACCUGUGUUGCGUUACUUGACCGAACCAGAUCCUAUCUAUGAAGCCGAGAAACGUAUGAAACAAACAGAAAAGUACGUAAAUGACACCGUAAAGUACUAUCGUCAUACUUUAGAGAGAGAAGGAUUUGAGAACAAUGUAACAGAUUAUAAAUUUGACACCGACAGUCAAGUAAAGUACAAUACAGAAUCAAGAUCUUAUCAUAAAACUUCUAAGGAAGAAUUGGAUAGACGUGAAUUUAUAGACAGCUUGGAGAAGCCGAAAAGGUUCAACAACGAAAAGAAAGUUUUUCCACCAGAACCUGAGUACGAGCCUCCAAGCUUGGAGUCUAAUCCUGGCAAACUUGUUUCACCAGAUGAAUAUAAAGAAAAAAAGUACAAAGUUAAAAAAAUAUUCAAUUCUAGUCACGAACAUCUACAUUCUGGUCAAAAAUAUAAAGUAAAAGACGAUUGGUUUGGAAAAAGAAAAGGUCAUUAUUCAUCUAACCCUGAAAUAGCUCAAGAGCGUGAAGAUGAAUAUGCAAACCUGAAAUAUAAUCCAAAACAAGAAAGCUUUCAUAACUCAUUACGUCGAGUGAAAAACAAGGAUAUUACGAAUUAUAAUAGUGUCAGACGACAUGAUUCUGGCGACAGUAGAGAUUACUAUCGUGAACAAUUAUCACCGCGGCGAUAUGAUUUUGACAGCAGAUUGGUUGACUCUGGUAUCGAAAAUGACUUUAGGCUAAACAGUAGCGGAGAAAUCCAUAAAUCGAGGCGGAAGAGACAUGAGAGCGAUGAUGAUGUCCGUAAUACAUCGCUAUUUUUAGCUAGUGAGAGACAGUUUGCUGAAGACAACUAUCCAGGAGAACAGAUAUAUGCGAAUAGCGACUAUUUAUCAAAACGCAAAGAAUAUAAAAAUGAUAGAAGAUAUGCGAUGGAAGAAAAAUAUGACGAUUCGCAAUUUGAUCCAAAACCAGAGAGGUACGAUAAAAGUCCUAAACACGAUGACAAAACUAGUGCGAAACCGCCAAAGGUGAAAAAACUUUCGGGACUUGAGAAGGUAAAACAGCUAUUCUCUCGCGACUCUUCGAAGAAGAGCAAGAAAGAGAAAGAAAAGGAAUUAGUCCAGAAACCUCGCACGCGGGUGCUCAAGAGCCCUGAACAUCUUGCCAGACAUGAUUCAGACUAUAGAAGGUACACAGAUCCGGAACCUAGUGACACUGAAGUAAGAAAAAAAGACUACAGAGAAGAUAGAAAAUAUAGGCACUCUCGAGAAGACCUAGACAGGUACCCGCGUGACGAGAAGAGAAGAGAGGAGAGUUAUAAGAACACAGAUGUUGAAGAAAGGUUUGGCAGAACACUUAAAGAAGAAAGAAGAUACAAAGAAGAAAGAAGACGACACACGUCAUCAGAACGAGAGAGUGAUCAUCAAAGGACGGACAGAGAGAGUGAAAGAAGAACAACACGAUCCAGAACUGCGGGGCCUUUGGACUCUCCAGCACUGGCAGAGCGCUACCGCGAGAGAAGACGUCUAGCCACUCCCAGUCCUACACCGUCACCGCCUCGUCGACAACCAACACAGUCGUCCAGCUGGUUCAAGUCAAUCGACCGCCUCGGCAAGAAAAGGGAUAAGCAUAUAAAGGUAGAGAAAGAAAGCAUCAUAACAACAGAGGAUGAAUUACCACGACGUUCCUAUCCCAAAUCAAGCAAACCAUUAAACUCUCCAGCCAAGAAUCUACGUUUCUUUGGUGACACUGACCCAGAAUCUGAUGCAAACGUCAAACCAACUGUAACUAAAACUAAGAGCCAUCCGAUUAAGUCUCAUGGAACUCUACGGAAGACCAUUUCAAAUUCAAGCACUGGCCAAGAUGAAGUGGACCAUGAAGUGCCAAGCAAAAGCUACUCUCUUUCUAAUUUACAAAGAGAUGAAAAACUAAGAGAUAGCGUGUCACCCAGAACGAAGGAUUACUAUAAGAGGAAUCUACAAAAUAUUUCCGAAAUGAGUAACUCAGAAGUGGAGAGUCAGUUUAGUAGGAAAAUGGCAUCCAAGCCACCUAUCAGCCCUUAUGAUAGAUCACGGAGCCACAGCAGUAAUAAGACCCUGAAAGGAAGUAAAGGAGAUUUACUGAGGCAAGGAAGGGAAGAAAGGGGUAGUUCUUCAGAGCUGAGGACUGGAAAACCAGAUGUAAACAGAGACCUUAAGCACCGUCGUCGAACGCCAGUAGCGAACUCUGGUGAGAGCAGCACUGAAGGAGACUCCAGUCAUCAGUCUCAGCGUAGCGUUGUCUACUUACAUGCGACUACUGUUGGUGACAUUCCCGACCCUGGCAGAAUCACACGCAACCGAUCCCGUGAUGACGUGUCAUCGGUCAUGUCAUCCAACAUUCAAGUGCGAAACUCUACUAAAACAUUCUCCAUAUUUGCGCCAUGGACACCGAAACACUACAACGACCAAUACGACGUACAUUACGCCCAAAAGCCGAGGAAAAAAAAGGAAACCACACCAAAAAAGUACGCGUCGACGAAAAAUUUAUCGGACGACAGGCCGGCAACUUUACAAAAAAAGUCUUACAGUCAAACGACAUUGAACCGUCGCCCGAAUCAGAAUAAUCGGCUGACGAGUUCAAGUACAACACUUUAUAGGCCGAAGCGUGGAAACGAAUCGCAAACGUCUCAAAGUACGAUACCCCGUAAGAAUAAUGGAAGAAGUCAAUCGAGCGAAAUUUUGAGUCUAAAUGAUCGAAAUCGAGUCGCCCGAUCGACUUCCAUACCGAAAGAUAAGAAAGCUGGCUGGUUUAAACUGUCCAAAACUAAGAAGCAAGAGAAUACGCGUGUACGAUAACUUGUGUCAUUCUAACGCUGUAUUCUCUUGCUGUCUAUUAGGUACUCUACAGUUAAAAACUUACACAUUUAUAUGUACACAUAUACAAAUGAGUUUUAGUAAUUAAUCUUGAGUAUAUUAUAAACAACAUUUCAAUCUAAUAAAAUGCUUUUACAUUUUCCACAACGCAUGAAAUCAAUCUUAUACUACAGAGUAUUAACAUAACAGAGUUCAAGAAGUUAAAUUUGAUUAAUCAUACGAUCAGUAAGUUAAGUAAAAACACUACCUAAUGUUAAUAUAACUGAAUUUAGGAAGGCUUAUUAUUAUUUAAACCAGGCGUUUAUAGAUAUGAAGAAUGGCCGUGCCCUUUUCAAAUUGAAGUUAUAAAAAAUAUAUUUUAUUAAUAAUGCAGAUUACUAAAGUGCCAUUCGUGAAAGUAAGCGCAAAUUGAAAUAAAACACUAUUUGAAUGAAUAAAACUUAAUUUUAUUUUUAUUUGCGCUCUUGUCUAAUACUGCCUGACAAAAAAUGUUAAACGAGGUUUUAUACAAAUAUUUUUUUUUGCCAGGUGGUUUUUAUUGUUAAGAAAAGUGUUACCAUUUAAUUAUAAAUAACAAAAAGCUUGUAACUAAUAUAAAGUGCGUACAUUUACUUUAGAUCUCUGGUAGUUCUUGCUUCAAAGAAUAUUUUUAUAAUAAACAUUUGAAGAUUUAGCCUCUUUUAAGGACUUGAUCAGUCAUAUACUACAACAGUUACAAUCGCUAAUGUAAAAUAUUUAUUUUUCAAAUAUAUGUAUGAAAAAUCCUACUGCGCAAUUCGAUAUACUAUUUUCAAUCAAUGUCUUAAGAACCGCACUGAUAGUGACAGUGCCGGGCAGAUACAGAUGAAAUAAGGUCGCAUCCGCUAUUGGUCAUAGGGAGCCGGCUAGAGCCCUCCACUACUCACAAGAGAAUGAGUGAGAAAGAGAGUGCAUUUUUUCAUAAAUAUUUGGCGAAAGCAAAUUUUACGACAUUGUUUAAUAUUUUGACAAACUCAUGAUAGAUCGAUAAUAUGUAAUGUGACACAAAGAUCAGUGUUAUAGUUAAAACAGUGUAAAAGGUGAUUAAGUUACGAUUAUAACUGUAAAAAUAUAAACUAUAAGUAAAUGAUCUAA
Molecule: messenger RNA, 6189 nt
Organism: Pieris rapae (cabbage white)
Lineage: Eukaryota; Metazoa; Arthropoda; Insecta; Lepidoptera; Pieridae
Gene: blo
Product: biorientation of chromosomes in cell division protein 1-like 1
Exons: 11
Coding region: 364-5058 (1564 amino acids)
Source: RefSeq, a predicted model, not a curated record